AUGAACGGCAUGGAGUUCCGUGCUGUAGUCUUCAACGCUGCCAGUGCGGGAAAUCUUCGUCGACUGAAGGUGUUUCUUGACGGUCGCACUUCCAAAGCAUGGUUGGACAGCUGUCUUAACAGCACAGAGAGUGAUAAGAUUCCACUUGUUAUCGCAUCGAGAAACGGUCACGUUGAUGUAGUGCGGUAUUUACUUGCCAAAGGAGCCGAUCCAAAUAUUGUAGGAACGGUAUCAUUUGAUGGUGAAACUAUAUACGGAGCUCCAGCAUUGUGGGCUGCGUCAGCAGCAGGGAAGUUCGAGGUCGUUCGCCUCUUGGUUGAAGAAGCAGGUGCGAACAUUAACCAAACCACUAAUACGAGCAGUACACCUCUCCGCGGUGCAUGUUAUGAUGGCCAUUUAGAGAUAGUGAAAUAUCUCGUGGAACACGGUGCAGACAUAGAAGUAGCCAAUCAGCACGGCCACACUUCUUUAAUGAUAGCUGCGUUUAGACAAAAAGUAAGUUUCUUAAGUAUCCAUUCUUUUGUGGACGUUGUAAAAUACCUUAUCAGUUGUGGUGCUAACGUCAACAGGAGUAGUAAGAAAGGUAACACAGCGAUGCACGAUGCCGUCGAAGGAGAAAACCUUGAGGUGUGCACAUUACUGUUAAGUGCUGGUGCUCGUCUAAUGCCGGAUGAGUUUGGAGUAUGUCCGCUUAUGUGCGCCGUAAUGAUAGGUGCAGACUGGGUUUUGCCCAUGUUAUUAGAACAUUGCGAGUCGAGCGAGAAACGUCGUGAUGCUCUUAAACUACUUGGAUGUACAAGGGUGGAUAAAAAGAUGGAUAUGGUUGGAGCAAUUGAGGCGUGGAAUGAUGCAAUUAAUGUUCCACUCACUGACGAGGAUAGGAAACAUGUUGAUGAGGCGAUCGAACGAUUUAUGGUUCCUGAUGUAUAUGGCGGCCUGAAAGAAAUACAAACAUUAGAGGACAUACGAGCGAUUGAGGAUAGUCCGGAUGCAAUUCGAAUGCAGGCGUUGUUGAUUCGUGAGCGUAUACUGGGUGGUGCUCAUGGUGACGUACAUUAUUACCUUCGCUUCCGAGGUGCAGUUUAUAGUGAUCUCGGUUAUUUUGAUAAAUGUUACGAGUUGUGGAGUCACGCCUUAAUUUUACAACAAACGCAUCUUACCCCACUUCAUUUAUCCACUCAAACAAUGUUCCAAGCGUUUCUGGAGACCUUCUUGCACACUUUAAAUGAUCGGGCAAUCCAUAUGGAACUUGCUGGGCGUCGAAAUUCACCGCCAAAAUACGAUAUUAUUGCUUUUGUUUUUGAGCGAGUCUGUUACGAGUUAGAAAGGCUAGUCGAGUGGGGUGAACGCCCUCUAACCGACUUAUGUAACUGCGGUGAUGAUCAUGUUCAUCAUAGCUGUGAUGAUGAGAAAAAAAGGGUGGUCUUACUUGGACUUCAACUUCUUGGCCUAAUGAAUCGUUUGUCUUUACCCAUGCAUGACGAGGAAGACGAUGAUGAUAUAAUCGAGUUCUGUAGAGCAUCGGAAUCAGUGAAGAUAGACGUCCGACGCUUGGUGAUUGUUUGUCGAGAGCUAGAAAUUCCCUUAUUACAUCUGGCUGUGAAAGAAAUCGAUGUCUCUGAUUAUGAUGGUGUGCCGUCGUAUUUUGUUGUGAAUCGACUACUUGCCUCAGGUGUAUGUGUUAAUUCAAAGGAUGCUGAUGGUAAUACCGCGUUGCAUGUAAUAUUGAAGAAUUCACAUCCAAGAAUAAGCAUUGUUCGCCUUCUGCUGGAAUAUGGUGCCUACGCCUUAGCGCGAGAUGCUAAUGGGGAAACAUGUAUUGAAAUAAUCGCAAGCAUGAUUCGGUCGUCACCGUUCUCGUACGCUUUACGAUUCGGAAAAUACAUCACUCUUAAAGGCCUAGCCGCAAAUGCAGUUCGAAGGUGUAAACUUGCGCACGAGAAUUCGAUCCCACAAGACCUAAUUUUUUUCACGGAGUUACAUUAG
This is a messenger RNA of Angiostrongylus costaricensis, 1986 nucleotides long. Lineage: Eukaryota; Metazoa; Nematoda; Chromadorea; Rhabditida; Metastrongylidae. The record is from the annotation of a GenBank genome assembly.